AUGGUGUUGAAGAUGGAAGAAAUAAAAAAACUGAGACAGAGCAUAGAUGUGGUGAAACGGAGGACAGAGGAAGAAAGAGAAAGGACAGCCGCAGAGAGAAUGAUGAUGGAGGCUGACAAUCGUGUGGCAGAUCUCUGCAGCAGCUUCAUGCUGAGCGUGAUGGAAGUUAUAGCGCUGACCACAGGCAUUCUAGCCCUACUCACAGGGUGCUCUUCUGGUCAGAAUCUUCUGCCACCGGGACCUCACAAUGGAGAAGUAGGAGGAAGUGUAACAUUCACAACAACAGUCCCAACAGGACCAGAAUUACUAACAAUAACCUGGUGUUUUAAUAAUGGCUCUGGACCUGUAAGUGUAAUUACCUUUCUCUCUACUGGCACUAGACCAGGGCCUGGGUACGCGGGCAGAGUGAGUGUGAACAAUGUCACUGGUUCUCUGGAGCUCAGAGAGCUGACACUGAGAGACUCGGGAGAUUAUUCUGUGACCCUGAUAAAUUACGCUGAAACACUGCCUGGGGAAACUAGACUGGAAGUGUACGAGCGAGUAUCCAAUGUGACAGUCAGGGUCAAUACGACUGACUUAGUGGAGUUCAAUGACACUGUCCAACUAGAAUGCUCCGCCCUUGGCUCCUCCCUCUUUUACCGUUGGCAUAAUGGAAGUUCUGACAUCACGGCCAGUGAGCGCGUUCAUCUGAGUGCUGACAGCAGAAUUCUCACCAUAAGAGUUCUGAGGACUGACCGCGGACCUCUAUACUGCACUGUGUCCAAUGCCAUCAGUAAUGGCACCAGUCAGCCAGUGCUCCUCAACAUCAGCUUUGGACCGGAUGAUGUUAAGGUGACUGUGGACCCUCCAAAAGUAGUCCACCCCACUGGAUCCAACCUCACUCUGUCCUGCUCGGCUCAGUCCAGCCCUCCUGCAGAGUUUACAUGGGCUUUUAAUGGGACGAACACAGAGGGUCAGAAAUUGAACCUGGAGAACAUUCAGGAGAGUCAGAGUGGCGGUUAUACCUGUUGGGCCCAUAACAACAUAACCCUGAGGUCUCAGCCUUCUGACCCCAUACAGAUCUCUGUCAUAGAGAAGAUAUCCGAUGUGAGCAUCACAGGUCCCACAGGAGUACUGAUAGCAGGUAACGGCUCUGCCAACCUGAGCUGUCAGGCAGCUGCUGGAACCCUCAUCUCCACAAAGUGGCUGAAGGAUGGACACUCACUGUCUCCUAGCAACAGAAGCACCUUCUCUGGUGACAACAGCUCUGUGUCCAUAGACCCUGUACAUGGCUCUGAUAAAGGGCACUACCAAUGCAGACUUACCAACCCUGUGAGCACAGGCACUGUCAGCUACAACCUAACUGUCAACUAUGGACCAGAGGACGUUGUCAUACAGGGACACAGAGAGAUAGAAGUGGGCGACACAGUGGUGCUGACCUGUUCUGCAUCAUCAGUACCUCCUGCAACAUUCACCUGGACCUUUAACGGGAAAGAGACUGGUGUCCUAACAGAGGAGUACACUAUUGAGAAAGCCUUAAUUGAUUACAGUGGGACUUACACCUGUCUGGCUAGGAAUUCUGUGACUGGUUUAAGUAUUUCCUCUGCUCCACGUCUGUUGACUGUUACAGUACCCACCCCAAUAGGGGCAAUACUUGGGGGUACGUUUGGCGCUCUGGCAUGUGUAGCACUGGCUGGAGGGGCUUUUGUCUUCAUGAAGAAGAAAAAGAGGAGGGACAUCCCAUGCAACCAAGAUGCACAGGCUGUUGUGUAUGAAAAUACCAAAGAGUUGGGUGGACCCGUUGUGUAUGAAAACCUGGCUGAGGGCUCAAUUGAUCCCAGGUCUGUAGCUUCAGAAAACAGAGAUGAUUAUCAGGAAUUGCAAUUCAAAGAUAGUGCUACCUACUGCACCAUGAAGAGUCAUUGACGAAUGGCAGGGCAGACCUGUGUAGGGCUUGGUAUCAUUUGGAUUUCAGCAAUUCCGGUUCCGGUUCUGCGUAUCCGUUCUGAUUCUUGGUUCCAGGGUUCCGAUUCCAAUAUGGUUAAACAAAUAGUGCCACUCCUAAAAUAUGAUUGGCCACCCCAGUGCUACCCCGCACAUAGUCCAUCUGCAUUUACCAAGACACCGUUUUUACCAAGACACGUCUUUCCCGUUUUGCUGCAUCAAAAGUGCACCUGUCAGGAGCAGCAAUCUGAUUUGCGCGUUAUUGCCUGUUUUGUCAGUCAAUCGGUUUAUAAUUGUCUUAUGAUAACAAUAUAUGAUGUCAUGUAUGAUAUACUAUUUAAUUCAGAUUAGUCAUAAUUGGUGCAAUUUUGGGGCUCUUCAGUGGGCUGUGUGCUAAAAUAGCCAGUGUGACAGGCAUUUGUCAUCGUUAAAUGUCAUUGCCUUAUCAGUAGCCUACAGCCUCUUCAUUUAUGUUUAUGUAACCUAGACCACACAAAGAGAUCACUAAGGGUCUGAGUAACUAGGUCUGGGAGUAACCGGUAUUCCCCACUAUCAGGUAUUCAAAUGAAUGAAUGCACGAGGAGACGGUGUACAAAAAUAAUGCACUUUAAUUUCUGGUGUAUUUUGGUUGACGUAGAAUAUAUAUCAAUAAAGACUUUGUUCAAGGUGGAAAAA
Conger conger (European conger) is the source of this 2598-nucleotide messenger RNA. Its product is annotated as carcinoembryonic antigen-related cell adhesion molecule 1-like. The record is from RefSeq and is a predicted model, not a curated record. The transcript is spliced from 13 exons. Bases 1 to 1905 code for a protein of 634 amino acids. NCBI's taxonomy places the organism in Eukaryota, Metazoa, Chordata, Actinopteri, Anguilliformes, Congridae.